GAGACUGACCAGGACUUCUUGUUGAUAAAGAGGAAAAGUCUUGCACGUCUGCUCUGAUGACUUUCAUCCAAUCGCGACAGAUCUUGAGUUUCAUCUCAGCAGAUCACCUAACUUGCAGGAGGUGAAACGCUGUCAUGAACGCGUCAGUGUUUGCUUUAAUUUUCCUUCUGCAGAUUUGUUGUCAAUGUAAUUGCCAAAAUGUGACGAGACCCAACAUUGUGAUGGUGAUGAGUGAUGCAUUUGAUGGUCGAUUGUCUUUUGAUCCUGGCAGCAAAGUUGUGCAACUGCCCUACAUUAACUAUCUCAGGGAGCUCGGUUCCACUUUUCUAAAUGCCUACACCAACUCUCCAAUCUGCUGCCCCUCAAGAGCAGCAAUGUGGAGUGGCCAGUUUGUUCACCUCACUCAGUCGUGGAACAACUUCAAGUGUUUAGAUGAAAAUACAACCACAUGGAUGGAUUUGCUAGAGAAGAGUGGAUAUCUCACCAACAUGAUUGGCAAACUGGAUUAUAUCUCAGGGAGUCACUCGGUCAGCAACCGAAUCGAGGCGUGGACCCGAGAUGUUCAGUUCCUCCUGCGCCAAGAGGGCCGGCCUGUUCCUGAACUUGUUGGGAACAUGUCGACUGUAAAAAUCAUGAGGAAAGACUGGCAAAACACAGAUGAGGCUACACGGUGGAUCCGCCAGACGGCUGCAUCUUCACACCAGCCCUUCGCUCUUUAUCUGGGCCUCAAUUUACCUCACCCAUAUAAAACUGAAUCUCUGGGGCCCAUUGCAGGAGGAUCCACCUUCCGUACCUCACCGUACUGGCUUAAAAAGGUGUCUUCUGAGCUAAUCACUGUUCCCAAAUGGUUGCCUAUGGCUGCCAUGCACCCUGUUGACUAUUAUUCCACUGUCACCAAAAACUGCAGUGGUGUUUUCACUGAGGAGGAGGUCGUAAGCAUUCGGGCUUUCUAUUACGCCAUGUGUGCUGAAGCAGACGCCAUGCUGGGCCAGGUGAUUUCAGCUCUGAGACAGACUGGCCUGCUCAGCAACACAGUUGUGAUCUUUACGGCUGACCACGGAGAGCUUGCCAUGGAGCACCGUCAGUUCUAUAAGAUGUCAAUGUUUGAAGGCAGUUCCCAUGUUCCCCUGCUCAUCAUGGGACCUGGACUCAUGUCUGGUCUGCAGGUCAACCAGCUUGUGUCUUUGGUUGAUCUCUAUCCCACUGUGCUGGACAUGGCUGGUGUUUCACAAGUGGGUAGUCUAAGUGGCCACUCCCUCCUUCCUCUAAUGUCUAAGUCCAGUGCUUUUUCUAAGAAGCAGCAUCCAGACUGGGUCCUGAGUGAAUAUCAUGGUUGUAAUGUCAAUGCUUCUACAUACAUGCUGAGAAGUGAACAGUGGAAAUACAUCACCUAUGCAGACGGCCUCAGUGUCUCCCCUCAACUUUUUGACCUUACACUGGACAAGGAUGAAAUUCACAAUGUGGUUCAUAAAUUCCCAGAUGUGCAGGCACACCUGGACAAGCUAUUGCGUAGCAUUGUAGACUAUCCACAAGUCUCUGCAGCUGUUCAUAUCUACAAUAAAAAAGCAUUUGGUGCAUGGCGCAGAAGUUUGGGGAAAAACUACAGCCAUGUCAUUGCUAACCUGAGGUGGCAUGUGGAUUGGCAAAACGACGUGAUAGCCAAUGAGAGAGCUGUUGAUGAGUGGCUGUAUGGCUCUUUUUGAGGAUUUUAUUAUUAUGAUGGUUAACUUUGAGAUGUUUAUUAUAGCGAGCUGGAAUCGCACUUUGACUAAACUUGGAUUUUUAUUUUUACUCAUACAUCUUUGACAAUAGAGAGUCAUUGAUGGGCUCUAUGGUUUUUCAUUAUAUUUUCUGUAACAUUUGAGUGAGUAUGGUUAAACUGGGACACCUGGCAAGUUUAUACAGUUCAGAUUUUCACUGUCUUUUUUUAGGAAUAAAUAAAAAUAACUAAAAAACAGUAUUAUAGCGUUGUUGUCAAGGCAUUUGAUGGAAAAAAAUCAACUUCACAUGGGUAUGAUCAUAAUGAUCAUUAAAUGGUCAUUAAAGUGGGCAUGGCAUUAUGUAAAAUUACAUUUGAAUACAGAAUCACAGUGAAAAGUCAAAUGAUAAUGAAUGCUUAUUACUCUGAUUCACUGUUAUAUGAGAAAAUCUUUUUUGAGGAGUACAUAAUACAUGCUGUAUUAAAAUAAAAUUUCUAAAUUGUAUCAAAUGAUAUUUUUCUUGAAUAUGCUGGCAGAUAAAAUAAACCAGCAUAGCCAUGUUUCAGCUUGCUGACUUAAUAAACACAAAGCUGUGUUGCUGUA
Molecule: messenger RNA, 2303 nt
Organism: Amphiprion ocellaris (clown anemonefish)
Lineage: Eukaryota; Metazoa; Chordata; Actinopteri; Pomacentridae
Gene: arsk
Product: arylsulfatase family, member K
Exons: 8
Coding region: 135-1703 (522 amino acids)
Source: RefSeq, a predicted model, not a curated record